GUCGAGUGCGGAGCGCGCUCGUGGCCGCUUCCCAAACAGACGGUUCCUCCUGGUUCCUCUUCCGGGUUACCAAAAAUAUGAUCAGUUAAAUUAAGUGUCGUGUCACGUGUGUCUUCAAUAAGUGCGUAAUUAACUCAUCAACACUCUACACAUCCAAAACUACUACACAAUGCCGAUAGGCAGCGUAAACAAGGAACCGGCAGUCAAGCGGGAGACCUUCAGACCGCCGUGGGUGAAGGAUAAGGACGCAGCAGCUCCGCCACCAUGGACUCAGAGGAAAUUGAAACCAGUGGAGACACCAGCAAAGGCUGACAAGCCUGAGGCUAAAGAGCAACCGGCACCAGCUCCAGCGGGAAAACCAUUGAAGCCCGUUUUAAAGAAACAGUCGACAGUAAAGGAAAAAUCUGACAAACCAGAAAAUGGUGUAUCCGAGACAGUCGAAGAAAAACUUGUGAAACCGUCAGCAGCGAAAUCCGCUGACAAGGCGUCAAGACCAGCCGAUGAAAAACCUAGAUUUACAAAAUCUUCAUUAAGACCAGUCGAUAAGUCACCUAAAACUGAAGAAAAAAACUCAAAUGAGAAAGCUCCAGAAAAACCUACACUCAGGAGUGUAAGAACAAUUGAUGGUGAUAAAACGAAAGAUAAGUCAGUAACAAUCGUAGAUAAGAAACCUUUGGAGAAAAAUAGUACAUCAAAAACAAAUAAUACUGUAGCAAAUGAUAAAAGUCCAAAUGACAAAAGUGUUACAAACUCAACAAGCAAAACUUCAGAGACAAAGCCACUUCUUAAGAAAACUAAUACAACAAAAGUAGAAGAGAAGGAAGACUCAAAAAUGGCGACAAAGCCACCGAUCGAAAAACCUACUACAAAGUUGCCUCCGCGCAAGCCAUCCCUUGCAAAACAAGCAUCAAAGGAUGAACCAGUCAAGAAAUGGAGGGAUCCCCUACACGAGCGGGUCAAGGAAAACAUCGAUAAGACACUUAAUGAAGUUCCUAAAGGACAUACGCUGACAAAGAAUGAAAGUUUAAGAAGCUUGUUGAAACCAACGCCACCACCAAUGCCGCCACCACUGCCACCGAAAAUGCCUCCUCCACCCGAAUUCAAAAAAAGUCCAUUAGAUCCAGAAAAGUUGAAAAAGUUGGAAAGCCUUCGAAGCAGACCUAGAAGGCGGCCUGACUGGAGUGACAUGAUGAAAGAAGUAGAACAAGGCAAAAAAUUGAAAAAAGUCGUUUGCAAUGACAGAUCAAGCCCAAUUAUUACAAAAACAGCAGUAGUAAAAAAUAAAGACCAAUUUAUAUUUGAAUCAGAGAAACCAAACUCACACAACGCUCUAUUAAAAGAAAUCAAUCAGGGCAUUAAGCUAAAGAAAACUAAAACAAAUGACAGGAGCAAACCUAACUUGGAAGGUUUAAGGAAGUUUAGAAGGCAAAUGACUAUUGAAGAACAGGUUCAAAAGUCAAUGUCUCAAGCUAAUCUAUUAUCUGCGUCUCCUUCGGGAGUCUCAAUAGCAGGAGGAGUAGCAGAGGUCCCUGGUGCAGAAGAAGAAGAUAUCGAUGAGAUGGAUGAUAUUGAUAAAGUCAGAGACGACCUUCAAUCAACAAAACAAUUGCUGGCAAUUGAACUUAGGAAUAAGGAAGCUCAAGAAAGAGAAAAUAAACGACUGCUAACGAGGAUACAAAAUCUCGAAGCUGAAUUGGCAAGAGAACGUGCAAUUAUAAGGCAAGAACAACAUAAGACGGUUAUAUCAGUUACAGAUGCAUACGAUGAGAGACUGGUGAACAGCCUUAAAAUGGAAGUAGAUAGGGCUAAAGACACAGCAGAUAACUUGGAAAAGCAAUAUCUGGAAGCCGCAGAAGACAGAGACACGGCACUGACAGAACUGGAGGAAGUAAAACGAAAGAAUGCAGAAUUAGAAAAGAAAUUAGAACAAGCACUACAGGGUAUAAUGCCUACAAGCAUGGGUUCAAGGAGAUCAAGUCACGCAAUCAAACAGCUUUCGGUUACCAAAGACGACAGUUUCGAAGAGGAAGAGGAAUCGGAGCCUGAAGAGGAGGAGAGUGAAGAAAAGAAACAAAAGCGAAUGGAAAAAGAAGUACGCAAUAUGAAAAACAAAAUCCGACACCUAAAAGAAAAACAAGACCUUAUGAAGCGCGAAAGAAUGGCCUUCAAAAUGUCACUCAAAAACCAACAAUUGGCGUUGAAAGACGAGAAGAAGAAAUACAAAGAAUUAAAGCGCGAAGUAGACAAAAUGGCAACUAUGAUGAAAGAAGUGGGCUCAGAUGAGGAAGAGGAGGAAGAAGAAUCAGAGGAAGAGGAGGAGGAGAAGAGUGAAACCGAAGAGGAAACUGAAACUGAGACCGAGCAGGAGACGGAGAGCGAAACGGAGAGUGAAAGUGAACCUGAGGACGCUCCAUUGCCGAAAAAGAAGGACAACCUCACGACAAGGCUGAAGCGGCACGAGGCCAGAGUGACCGCUCUAAAGAAAGGCAACGCUCUACUGAUGGCUAAUGUAGACAGACUGAAGGAUGACGUGCUGAAGCAGAGAGAAGAGUCCCUGACACUCAAGAAUGAACUAGAUUCUCUUAUUUGCGAACUUGAGUAAUAGCUAAGGCAACUGCCAAAGGUUUCAUCUUUUUUUAGAUUUGUUAUAUGGGAUUUGGGUAUAAACUCAUUAAGGCCAUAAAAUAUAACUAUUUAAUACUUUUGAUAUACCUACCAUCUGUGUAAAGCUUCACCUGGCCAACCCUAUUAAUUUAAUUCGUCUAAAAUAAUAAUAACUACAGAAAUUGACUUAUGACAUGUUAUGAAGUUAUGAAGUAGGUAACUAUACAGAUAAAAGGUCAUGCAUGUUUCGUUGGAUUUUUAUUUUUCAUAAAGCUUGAAUUAUAAGGUUCUAACCUACUCUCAUGUGACCUUAUGCGGUGUCUAAAUUAAAUAUCUCUUAAUUGGUUUCCAUUGGUGUUAUAAGCAAAUAUUCAAUAAAUUGAGAUUAUGUUGUGUGAUCAUUUUUAAACAUUACAUUUUUGGCUGCUGAUAAAGUAGGUAAUACUUUUUCUAGAAAUAACAAAGAAUAUGGUAAAAUAUAACUAGUAUAAUUAUGUUACCAUAAAGUAACUAAAUCUCAAUUGCCAGCUAUUUAUGUAUUUAUUCCAUUACUUAAAUGGAAUAAGAAUAACAAUUGAAAUGUUGAACAUAUCAUGCCGCAAAUUAAUAAAUAACCAGGAGUUAAACUAAAAACUAAUACUAAAUAAUACGAAUAAAAAUUUUCCAUUUUGGCAUGGUGCCGAGGAUGCUGGCAGCAUUUCCCCACUAUAUUGCGAUGCUAAUAUAGUAUUAGUUUUUAGUUUUAUUAUAUAGAUAAGUUAGUUUUUUAUGUACCAUAUAUAUUGUAGAACAUAAUUUAUUCUAUGAUUAUUGAAAUAAAUACAUAUAACUAGAAAUUAUGUCUCACAAAAAUUAUAAUUGCUUGAAAUAUAUAAUACUUAUAAUUACUAAUUUAAAUGCUUAUUGUUUUAACCCUUUUAGGGUGCAAACUUAUAUAAAACCUUUUUAUCUAUUUUACAUGUUAAGAAUAUGUAUUAUCAGUAUUUUUAUGAAUUAAACUGCAAAACUACUAGUAUAAUGUGUCAGAUUGACCACAUUAUUAUUGCAUCUAUUUUUAUGCAGGUAUACCUACACUAAUUGGAUAAAUAUUAUGUGAUUUGUAUAUAAUAUUGACACAUACAUAUAAGAUAAUCUUUAAUAUAAUGCCUAAUUUGUAUUGCCGAAGGAAAAUAAUAAACUUUUUU
This is a messenger RNA of Cydia fagiglandana, 3788 nucleotides long. Its product is annotated as nucleolar protein dao-5-like. The record is from RefSeq and is a predicted model, not a curated record. Gene Ontology annotation, molecular function: actin binding. The transcript is spliced from 12 exons. Lineage: Eukaryota; Metazoa; Arthropoda; Insecta; Lepidoptera; Tortricidae. The coding region runs from base 170 to 2602 and encodes 810 amino acids.